Molecule: messenger RNA, 4592 nt
Organism: Oncorhynchus nerka (sockeye salmon)
Lineage: Eukaryota; Metazoa; Chordata; Actinopteri; Salmoniformes; Salmonidae
Gene: ddit3
Product: DNA-damage-inducible transcript 3
Exons: 4
Coding region: 284-1258 (324 amino acids)
Biological process (GO): intrinsic apoptotic signaling pathway in response to endoplasmic reticulum stress; negative regulation of transcription by RNA polymerase II; ER overload response
Cellular component (GO): cytoplasm; CHOP-ATF4 complex; CHOP-C/EBP complex
Molecular function (GO): RNA polymerase II cis-regulatory region sequence-specific DNA binding; DNA-binding transcription activator activity, RNA polymerase II-specific; protein heterodimerization activity
Source: RefSeq, a predicted model, not a curated record
CCAUAUAUAAAGAUCACCGGGAGUUCCCGAAAAAUCACAUUCAGUAUCCUAAGCCGAACAAUGGUUAACAUGAGCUAUCACCAAUCUCAACUAAAAUAUAUACACAGUCCGAACCCAAGACAGUCGAGAAAGCGAAAUACUAAAAGAAAAAGGACUUGUUGGGACAAAUUAUCGCCAACGACCAAUUGCCAGACUUGAUCAUAAGAGGCUUUCAGAAGUCCUGGUCCAGCGCGUUCCAGUGUGUGGAAGACUCAUCGGUGUCGACUGAGUAACGGAGCGAAAGAUGACUGCCGAGUGGCUUCACCUGCCCCCUCCGUACCCCCCAGGUGUGGGACCGCUGUGUGGUGCAGAGUUGGAGGCGUGGUAUGAGGACCUGCAGGAUAUACUGGGAUCAGACGGGGGCGGGGCCAAACUGGCGCGUGCCGCUCCCUGCUCUGAGAAGGAGCCGGAGUUCCUAGAUGUUCUGGAGAGCUGUUCCCUGACAUGGCUGACAGACGGGGUGGGAGUGGGUGUCGGGGAAGAGGCGUGGGACGGAGGUGAGGGGGUCCAGAGGGUCACGAUCCCAGACGAGCCUCCUACCCAUCCACCCCACCACACCUCCUCCAACACCUCCCGUCCGAGUCCAGCUGAGGAAAGGGCGGAGAGGCAAGGGGACAGGGAGGGAGGGAGGGAUGGAGAAAGAGGUGGCUCAGGAGGAGGGGGCCUGUUGCCCCCAGAGUUCUUUGAGUUGCUGAACGAGGGAGGGGUGGGCAUGGUGGAGACCGGAGGGGUGGGCAUGGUGGAGACAGGAGGGGUCAUGGUGAGCGGUAGCCACCACCAUCAUCAUCAGCUUCAUCAUCACUCCGACAAUGUCCAACAACCUGAGUCUCCCUCCGCCAGCGAGGAGGAAAACACCUGUGUCCCCGACUCUCCCUCCUGCUCUUCCUCCUGCUCUCCCUCCUGCUCUUCCUCCGCCUCUCCGUCUACCUCUCUCAACUGCUCUCCUCCUUCCUCUCCUACUAGCACCUCGUUCUCCUCGUCUCGGCAGGACAAACGCAAGAGGGGCAACUCUCUGUCCUUCGCUUCCUCCGGCUCACACUCAUCCUCCUCCUCUUCUGCAAAGAAGAGCAGGAGAGAGAGGGAGCAGGAGAACGAGAGGAAGGUGCAGGAGCUGACAGAUCAGAACGAGAGGUUGAAAGCGGAGAUAGACAGACUGGGAGAGGAGGUGCAGAGGACACGCCGAGCCCUGAUAGAGAGACUAGUUAACACCAGGAAGUGAGGGAGGAAGGAAGUAACAAAGCAGAAAAUUAGCAUUUGGAAUAGCAGGUUGGCGGUGAAGGGUUUAAAACGGUAGUGACUUUGAAAUGCAUUUUCUAGACAGCAUUAAGAGAAACCUUUUCUAGACAGCAUUAAGAGAAACCUUUUCUAGACAGCAUUAAGAGAGAAACCUUUUCUAGACAGCAUUAAGAGGGAAACCUUUUCUAGACAGCAUUAAGAGGGAAACCUUUUCUAGACAGCAUUAAGAGGGAAACCUUUUCUAGACAGCAUUAAGAGGGAAACCUUUUCUAGACAGCAUUAAGAGAGAAACCUUUUCUAGACAGCAUUAAGAGGGAAACCUUUUCUAGACAGCAUUAAGAGAGAAACCAGAAGAUAUGUUUUAAGAAGAAAGUUAAAUGAUAAUUUUCUGAAAAACUGUAUGAGAAAGUAAGGAAAAAGGGGUAGAUAUAAAGAAAGAGCGAGCGAUGGAAGAGCAAGUCAAAGGAACAGCACGAAGAGAAAGAACGGUGGCAGACAGAUGGACAUACAGGGUGUAAAGUAAUGGAGGAAGAGGUCCAGACAUACAGGGUGUAAAGUAAUGGAGGAAGAGGUCCAGACAUACAGGGUGUAAAGUAAUGGAGGAAGAGGUCCAGACAUACAGGGUGUAAAGUAAUGGAGGAAGAGGUCCAGACAUACAGGGUGUAAAGUAAUGGAGGAAGAGGUCCAGACAUACAGGGUGUAAAGUAAUGGAGGAAAAGGUCCAGACAUACAGGGUGUAAAGUAAUGGAGGAAAAGGUCCAGACAUACAGGGUGUAAAGUAAUGGAGGAAGAGGUCCAGACAUACAGGGUGUAAAGUAAUGGAGGAAAAGGUCCAGACAUACAGGGUGUAAAGUAAUGGAGGAAAAGGUCCAGACAUACAGGGUGUAAAGUAAUGGAGGAAGAGGUCCAGACAUACAGGGUGUAAAGUAAUGGAGGAAAAGGUCCAGACAUACAGGGUGUAAAGUAAUGGAGGAAGAGGUCCAGACAUACAGGGUAUAAAGUAAUGGAGGAAGAGGUCCAGAAGGUGGACAUACAGGGUGUAAAGUAAUGGAGGAAGAGGUCCAGACAUACAGGGUGUAAAGUAAUGGAGGAAGAGGUUCAGACAUACAGGGUGUAAAGUAAUGGAGGAAGAGGUCCAGACAUACAGGGUGUAAAGUAAUGGAGGAAGAGGUCCAGACACAGAUGGACAUACAGGGUGUAAAGUAAUGGAGGAAGAGGUCCAGACAUACAGGGUGUAAAGUAAUGGAGGAAGAGGUCCAGACAUACAGGGUGUAAAGUAAUGGAGGAAGAGGUCCAGACAUACAGGGUGUAAAGUAAUGGAGGAAGAGGUCCAGACACAGAUGGACAUACAGGGUGUAAAGUAAUGGAGGAAGAGGUCCAGACAUACAGGGUGUAAAGUAAUGGAGGAAGAGGUCCAGACAUACAGGGUGUAAAGUAAUGGAGGAAGAGGUCCAGACACAGAUGGAUAUACAGGGUGUAAAGUAAUGGAGGAAGAGGUCCAGACAUACAGGGUGUAAAGUAAUGGAGGAAGAGGUCCAGACAUACAGGGUGUAAAGUAAUGGAGGAAGAGGUCCAGACAUACAGGGUGUAAAGUAAUGGAGGAAGAGGUCCAGACAUACAGGGUGUAAAGUAAUGGAGGAAGAGGUCCAGACAUACAGGGUGUAAAGUAAUGGAGGAAGAGGUCCAGACAUACAGGGUGUAAAGUAAUGGAGGAAGAGGUCCAGACAUACAGGGUGUAAAGUAAUGGAGGAAGAGGUCCAGACAUACAGGGUGUAAAGUAAUGGAGGAAGAGGUCCAGACAUACAGGGUAUAAAGUAAUGGAGGAAGAGGUCCAGACACAGAUGGACAUACAGGGUGUAAAGUAAUGGAGGAAAAGGUUCAGAAGGUGGAUGGGGUCAUGCUCUCUAUUGAGAGGUUGCAGUGUACUGUAUCUACAUGUAGGGCCGGGCGUCUCAGGAAGGAUCUUUGAAAUCGAUGCGUUAGCUAACGUCGAAUGAUUGGGCGGUUUAGGUUAUUCAGUCUAGCGCAGAGUUCAGUUUGAAGUACGGAUGGGUUAGAUUCAAUUAACCGAUUGGGGCCUUUGAUUCCAAAAAUGAAGGAAUUGAUUCGGAAGCAUCUACCUAUGAAGAUUGUGAACCAGCACCUAUCCCAAGCGUUGCAUGGGUCACGUUCAUUAAGCAUCAAAUGCAAAGAAACAAAGUGGGACUACAAUGUUGCAAAACAUUUUAAAACGUUUUCUGUUGCGUGCCCUAAUGAAUGCGAUUGUGAUUGAGCGUUUUGCUCGUUAAGCCUAGUGAAGUGAUUAGUAAAAAUUCAGAUUUGUUUCGGGGUGUCGGCAUUGAUUCCAAAAUUAUGGCUAAUCGAAAAAAAACAAUUAAAGUGAUUUUUUCCCAUUGCCAGGAGUUAUUGGUUUGGGGGUUUGGCAGAAAUUUUUAUUGAUCGGGCUCCGUCAACGAAGCGAUUCUGACAAACUUGUGUUGGACUCAUUCCUAGUAUGAAGGUAGUGAGAACUAAAACAAGGACAGUGCAUUUCAUAGUCACGACAGCCUUUACCUAGCCUGGUUAAACCUGACUGAAUGCUAAGCCUACCUUUGUUUCCCAGGGAAGCAACCGGGGAACGUAGCUAAAUACCAGGCUAUCCCUUAUCCGCCAACCUCAAACCUAAAGACAGCAGAGACCAUCAGAGAUAAUAUUUCGUGUCCAGUUUGUGGAGUAAUAUAGAGCUCAGGAAAGUUUGUCAGUCAGUAACUCAGUACUUAUAUAAGCCGCUACGGCUUUACUGUGCGUGGAUACACCUAGAACGUGGAUAGUUUUACACCUAGAACGUGGAUAGUUUUACACCUAGAACGUUGGAUAGUUUUACACCUAGAACGUUGGAUAGUUUUACACCUAGAACGUUGGAUAGUUUUACACCUAGAACGUUGGAUAGUUUUACACCUAGAACGUUGGAUAGUUUUACACCUAGAACGUUGGAUAGUUUUAGAUAGUUUUACACCUAGAACGUUGGAUAGUUUUAUACCUAGAACGUUGGAUAGUUUUAUAACGAGAACGCUCAUCUUUUUCUAUCAAAUUGACUGAAUUUAGUGGUAGUGAUAUUUACAAUGUAGAGCUCUACCCUGAUUCACAUAUAUAUAUUUUAUAUACUCCUGUAUUAUACAGACACAGUUCUACUGAAAUAAAACCCAUAUUGAUUCAACAUUUCACUGUAAAUGAUGCAUCGGUUUAGUGGUUGAAUUAUUUAUGUUAAAUUACAAGGAAACAUUGUAUGUACUUUGUCAUUGUAUGUUUAGAGUUGCAAAUAAAAUCCUUUAAAAACA